Molecule: messenger RNA, 1548 nt
Organism: Sparassis crispa
Lineage: Eukaryota; Fungi; Basidiomycota; Agaricomycetes; Polyporales; Sparassidaceae
Product: Protein BTN1
Exons: 12
Coding region: 1-1548 (515 amino acids)
Biological process (GO): regulation of intracellular pH
Cellular component (GO): vacuole; membrane
Source: RefSeq, a predicted model, not a curated record
AUGGUGAAUUCGCUACUUGACGUUAUCUCGGACAACUACGAAUUACAACCAAUGCUCACACCAUUUGAACCACAUACUCAGACUAAUGCUGCCGCUAUCAAUCAGGUGCAAAGUCGUAGGGAGUCUACGAGCGAUCGUCUCACCGUAGAUAUAUCAGGAGAGGGUGCGUCACUUCUUUCGGGAGACAGUGCGGAAGGUGACUUGAAGGAAGGGUCAUCGGGACUGCUCCUGCGACUUGGACUGUCCUUCUUUCUUUUUGGUUUCAUCAAUAAUGUCCUCUACGUCAUCAUUCUGUCCGCUGCACUUGACCUCGUGCCGCCAUCUACGCCGAAAGGUAUCAUUGCAUUCUGCAACAUUUUUCCAGCCCUUGUUGCCAAACUUGGAUGGCCGUAUCUGCUGAAGGGUCGAAUACGAUACUCACGGCGUCUACUUGGCUGCUGUGUUAUCAGUGUCAGCGGCAUGAUAGUCGUAGCUCUAUCUGAUAGCCUGUCUAUGAGACUUCUGGGGAUAUCGCUUGCAUCAUUCUCUUCAGGACUGGGUGAACUUACCUUUUUGCAGUUAUCGGUACGAUAUCAUCCCCCUUCCGUUGCAGGUCGCAGCGUCAGCUAUUUUGCUUCGGGAACUGGUGCGGCUGGUCUUGUCGGUGCAUUUCUCUGGUGGGAACUCAGGGGACUAGGUGUCCGUAUCGGUGUUGGAUUGUCCUCUGUCCUUCCUCUCGCCAUUCCGUUGGCGUAUUUCCUCCUUCUGCCCCGCUCCUCUGCGUUUUCCUCUAUGAAUUCGUCGUCCUAUGAAGAACCAGCACCUUCCGUUAUCCCAUAUGCCGCACUAUCUACCACCGACGAUGAGGAUGGUCCGUUGCCUUCGGAGCCAGAAGUAGACGUCGAGCACAAGCGUCCCGUUGGCCUGUCAGCUAGUGAUAAGUGGAGGCUGGCCAAGCCUCUGUUGACGAGGUACAUGUUACCACUGUUCUGCGUGUAUCUGUUUGAAUACAUUAUCAAUCAGGGUGUUGCACCAACCCUAGUAUAUCCUGUACCUUCACCAGACCAGUACUGGCUUAUGAGCAAACUCAUACACUCUAUUAGGGACUACUAUCCACUCUGGCAGUUGGUAUAUCAGACGACCGUGUUCUUCUCCCGCUCUUCGAUCUCUAUUGGUCUCCCACCACUGCCCGGUCGUCUCCUCUCGCUACCGGCGAUCCUUCAGGCAAUUGUUCUGAGUACACUGACCUUUGAAUCUGCCGUCGGGAUUUUCGGAGACCAGUCAGAAGGUCUCAGUUUCUUCCUCGUCUUUUUCCUUAUAAGCAUUGAAGGAAUAUGUGGCGGUUUGGCGUACGUCAACGUCUUUUACCGCAUUAACCAGGAACGGCACGACAGUUCCGAGGACGUGGACCCGGAGCACUCGAAACAGGAGCGGGAGUUUAAGAUCGGCUCUAUGGGCCUCGCAGACUCAACUGGCAUCGUCUUUGCGUCCCUCCUUGCCAUGCCUACGGAGGUGGAGCUGUGUAGAGUGCAGGUACGGCGCGGGAAGAUGUUCUGCCAGAGUUUGUAG